AUGUGUGAUUUCUCCUCUGUUUUUUACAAUAUUUUGUACUAUGAAGAAAAACAACUCUUUACAAAGGAGAUCAAGCAUGGAAAGGCUAGUUCGCAUAAAGUUAAUUGUUGUCACUUCUCCUUGGAUGGAAAACUACUUGUUACGGGUGGUCAUGAUAACAAGGCAUCUCUUUGGUGCACAGAAUUGCUUAACCUGAAAUCUACAUUUGAUGAGCACACUAAAUGGAUAACUGAUGUUAGAUUUUGCUCAAGCAUGUUGUGUGUUGCUAUGUCCUCAGCUGACAAAACUAUAAAGGUUUGGGGUGUUAAUAACCCUAGUCAUUCUAUUCGGACAUUUACAGGGCAUACAAGAACUGUGAUGUCACUAGACUUUCACCCAAACAAAAAUGGCCUUAUUUGCUCUUGUGAUAAAAGGGAGAUAAGAUAUUGGAGUAUUGAAAAUGGUUGUUGUGUUGGGAUUUUCGAGGGCGGCGCAACUCAGGUGAGGUUUCAACCUGUUUUGGGAAAGCUUCUUGCAGCAGCAGUAAAUAAUCUAAUACUCAUUCUUGACGCAAAAAAUCCGAGUUGCAGAAUUAAAUUGCAGGGCCACAAUAGCAUUGUUCGUUCGGUAUGCUGGGACUGGUCUGGAAAAUAUCUGGCAUCUGCUAGUGAUGAUCUCGUGAGAAUCUGGGAAGUUGGAGCCAAUGGCAGUGGGUUGUGUAUUCAUGAACUGAAUACAGCUGGGUCUGAUGACAAAUUCAAGAGCUGUGUUUUUCAUCCCAUUUAUCAUGUUCUGGUCCUUGGCUGCGACGUGACUCUUAUGCUGUGGGAUUAUAUAGCGAGAAAUGUAAUGUUUCUGCGCGGACACGGCAAGCUUGUAUCUGCCUUGGCAGUAUCCAAUUUUACUGGGUUGGUGGCUUCAGUUAGUCAUGACAAUUAUUUCAAAAUCUGGAAGUGA
Messenger RNA from Lathyrus sativus (Indian pea), 936 nucleotides. The record is from the annotation of a GenBank genome assembly. Lineage: Eukaryota; Viridiplantae; Streptophyta; Magnoliopsida; Fabales; Fabaceae.